This is a messenger RNA of Pieris rapae (cabbage white), 7814 nucleotides long. RefSeq names its product Down syndrome cell adhesion molecule-like protein Dscam2 (gene Dscam3). The record is from RefSeq and is a predicted model, not a curated record. Gene Ontology annotation, molecular function: protein binding. Gene Ontology annotation, biological process: axon guidance; cell-cell adhesion. Gene Ontology annotation, cellular component: axon; plasma membrane. Lineage: Eukaryota; Metazoa; Arthropoda; Insecta; Lepidoptera; Pieridae. The transcript is spliced from 38 exons.
AUGCCAUGUUAUAGAACGCGCGUUGGUUCAGAAGGUGGGGAGGGGCAGGAGCAUGGGCCAGUGUUCCUGAUGGAGCCACCACCGCGUCUUGUGUUCUCAAAUAGUACUGGUUCUAGAGUUUCCUGUGCAGCACAUGGCUUCCCCUCACCGCAGAUAUCCUGGCAGCUACCAGAUGGCACGCAGCUCGAUGAUGCGCCAGGACUAAGACAAGUUUUGGACAACGGCACGCUGGUGUUCCUUCCUUUCCCGGCCGUUCACUACCGACAGGAUGUUCACAGUGCUGUGUACCGAUGCAGAGCAUACAACGCCCACGGCGCUAUUGUAUCCCGGGAUAUGCGUACACAAGCAGUGGUGUGGCAAGAGUGGCAAGCACACGUGACAUCCACUCCAGCCGAGGUGGGUGGACCAGCACUACUGACUUGCGCGGCCCCAGUUUCUUUGAGAGACCAUGCCACCGUCGCCGCUUGGUACAGGGACGAAAGCGUAGUAUCUGCUGGAGAUCAACUUACCGGCCCUACACUGGUUGUGGACGAAGGUUGGAAGCUAGUUGUACGUUCAGUACGUACAGAUGAUUCAAGGGCGCAUUACUCUUGUUCCGUCCUUGAUUCACUGACUGGAGAGCGACGGAGAAGUACACCAGUUAGCAUAGAUGUAUCUCCACUGAGAGUGCCGUCAGCGCCUCGAGCAAUCGUUCACGGAAUAUGGGAAGCAAGCGCGCGACGCGGCGCGGAUGUGUUGCUGCCUUGUCUUGUACACGCCAACCCUCCUGCUACCAUCACGUGGUACCGAGAGACGUCUGGUGGAGCUUUAAGAGAAAUACGCGAAGGUGAAGGUGCAGGGCGGUACAACAUAAUAGCAGACGCACUUAGCAUCCGGCGAGCUGAGUUGAGCGAUGACGGUCGUUGGGCGUGCCGAGCUGCAAAUACCCACGGGCACUUGACUUUGCGACUGCACCUCGCACUGCGCGCUCACCUAACCGUACAUGUACAGCCGCAUACACAAGUAGUAAAUAGUGGUGGGACAGCAAUCAUAAAUUGCACGUGGGGUGGAUGGCCAUCUCCGCGACUGGAGUGGCUUCAUAACGGUAUCCCAGUGAGCACAGGUAUCGCUGGCGGUCGCGUACGUGUACAAAAUGGUGGUGAACAACUUGUUAUAGCAUCCGUACACCGCGCGGAUAAAGGAGUCUAUCAGUGCAUGGCAAGAAAUGAGAGGGAUUCCGCACAAGCGAGUGCUGAAAUCAGAUUGGGAGACACGGCUCCAGAACUUCAAUAUACGUUUAUCGAGCAAGUGCUGCGUCCAGGUCAGGUGGUGACCUUGAAGUGUUCAGCAGCUGGAUCACCUCCUCCCCAUUUUACUUGGAUGUUGGACGGACAGCCACUCAAUACAAUGGCAAGAGGACAUCGGUACAGUGUUGAGCAAUUUGCGACAAAAAGCAAUGACGUGGUGAGCUACUUGAACAUAACUGCAGUGAGAUCAGAAGACGGAGGCCUAUACACAUGCCGAGCCGCCAACUCAUUGGGAGAAAUCUCGCAUACAUCUCGUCUCAAUAUUUAUGGACCACCAUAUGUGAGAUCAAUUGGACCAAUCAGAGCAGUUGCAGGCCGGGAACUGGUGCUGUACUGUCCUUAUUCGGGCUACCCAAUAAGUUCAGUAAAAUGGGAACGUGAUGGUAAUCAAGUGGAAUGGGAUAGCAGCGUCACAGGAGCUUUGAGGGUCGCCCGAGUGGAAGCAUCACAUGGUGGGGCUUAUACUUGCGCAGUAACAGGACCGCACGGGGAACUCGCUCGGAGGGAACUUCAGCUCGUUGUCUCCAACCCCCCUGAAAUAGAGCCUUUUUCAUUCUCUGCUAAUCUUCAAGAAGGAAAGCGAGCUCAAGUCAGUUGUAGCGUUAUCUCUGGAGAUAUGCCGGUGCAUUUCAUGUGGCUGAAGGAUAAUGGGCCGAUACCAUCUUCACUUCAGGUGGAAGAGCGAGGAGCGGAUUUUUUCAGCAAUCUUGUAUUCAAAGAAGUGUCAGCCCGCCACAGCGGUCUGUACACAUGUGUAGCGUCCAACAACGCAGCAAAAGUUAACUAUACCGCCGAGCUGGUGGUGAAAGUAUCACCAAAGUGGGUGACUGAGCCCAAGGAUGAAGCGGUGUUGGCUGGUGAGCCUGUAGCUAUGAAUUGUGAAACUACUGGCUCGCCCAACCCGCAGGUUACUUGGUUAAAACAGAGAGCUGGUUCCACGUCAGAAUACAGUCCGCUGGUGAAUUUGGGCGGGAGAUUUCAAUUCCAUACUAACGGAACUCUAUGGAUAGAGUCGACUCUACCUUAUGAUGAGGGCUACUAUAUGUGCAGAGCGGAAAAUGGAGUUGGCACACCCCUGUCUAAGACUACAUUCUUAGCCGUUAAUGAGCCAGCUCGAUUUGAGUUGACAUCUCAUAAUGUAUCCGCGAGACGCGAUGCGGCAGCCACACUGGCGUGCGAAGCAAGAGGCGAUGCACCAUUACGUCUGACGUGGUCAAGGGCUGUACGACCUUUAGACUUGUCAACUUAUAGAAUAAGUGUAUCAGAAGCAAAGACAGAUGCUGGACUCCGUUCCCAGCUAUACAUAAGUCGGACCGAGCGGCUUGAUUCUGGCGUCUACAAGUGCCAAGCUGUUAAUGCGUAUGGACAUAGCGACCAUUAUAUAUAUCUAUCCGUCCAAGAAAAACCAGAAACACCUCAAUCUCUGUCAGUCACCGAGAUCCUCUCACGCGCAGUACGUUUAUCCUGGAGCCAGGGAUUUGACGGGAAUUCCCCAUUGGAGGCCUACACUAUCCAGUAUUGUGCCCUCUCUGCCCAAGGUGCCAUUCGUGUCUCCCAUUGGGACUCUGCUACCACACUCAACGUGUCCGUCCAUGGGCCUUCACAUGCGCACGUUAUUCUUACAAAGAAGGGAGAUAUUCACUACGAGUCACUGUUAAGCAAUUUGAGGCCACAUACAGCGUAUAUGAUCCGCAUCGCUGCUAUUAAUCAAAUCGAUCGAAGCCCAUAUACAGAGCCCGUUGUUGUCAAAACACAGGAAGAAGCACCAUCGGAAGCUCCAAGUAGCGUUCAAGUGAGUGCUGGUGGGCCAGGUGAACUUCAAGUUAGUUGGCGUGCUCCACCUCGGGAGGCAUGGCAUGGCGAACUACUGGGAUAUUCUGUCACCUGUACUGAAACCGGACAGGAUGGCCUGCUCACUAAUGCCACAAGGACGCUGACUGUUAAUGGAUGGUCUGCAACGGAGCUCAGUCUUUCAUCACUGAAGAAAUUCACGCGAUAUGAAGUGCGAGUGCGGGCAUUCAAUGGAGUUGCUGCUGGUCCGAGUUCUCCACCUGUUACUGCCACAACUCUGGAAGGAGUUCCAGAGUCACCGCCGACACGUGUAUUGUGUUCAGCUCUGUCUUCAUCCAGUAUGAAGGUGUCGUGGAGUCCACCACCACCAGCGAUGCGUGGUGGAAUCAUACAGGGAUAUAAAGUUAUAUAUGCACCACUCACAGCUAACCAUGCUGAUGUUGCCGAAAUUAAGCGCGUGACGACAACAGACACAUAUUUGCACACGUUGCACAAAUACACCAACUAUUCUGUACAAGUGUUGGCUUUCACUAACGCCGGUGACGGAAAGCGCAGUCCACCUGUAUUCUGCAUGACUGAAGAAGAUGUGCCCUCGGCUCCUGAGAAAAUAAAAGCAUUAGCCUAUUCCAGUGAUUCAGUGCUAGUUAGCUGGUUGCCCCCAGUACACCCGAAUGGAGUCAUAUCCCAUUACACCGUGUACUAUAGAGAGGCCGGAAGAUUAGGAAAACACUCAAGUUUCACAGUAUCUGCAGAUAAGAACCAGGAGAUUGAGUUAAUGUUUCAAGUUCGGAAUUUGAUGGAGAAUCAGCUGUACGAGUUCUGGGUGUCUGCUACGACUGGGUCAGGAGAAGGAGAGUCCACCUUAGUAGUGGGACAAGGGCCUAGUUCCAGAAUACCAGCUCGUAUAGCAUCGUUCGGAGGGGCACGUUCCGUUCGGUUAGGUCACAGUACAGUGCUAGCUUGCUCAUGCGUAGGUGUCCCCGCGCCGCGUUCUAGAUGGGCACAUCAUCUCGACCCUGUCACACACCAUCACUACUAUCAAGUUACGCGGGCUGGCCAUCUCCAUAUCAGAGAAGUAAACGAGCAUUCCUCUGGUAACUUCACGUGCACGGCCCAUAACAGCAUAGGAGAAGAUUCCGUCAUCUACGUGGUGAAUGUGGUUCUUCCACCUGGAGCGCCAGCUCUCUCUCUGCAGUACACCACUGCCAGUAGUGUAAAGCUUCAUUGGCGACUUCCUCAUGACUCUACGCCCGUGCUGGGAUACAUUCUCCACUAUAAAGAAGCGGCUGAACCAGAAUGGCACAACGUGGAACUCUCCCCAGAACUAACGUCUUAUACUAUGGACAUGCUGAAGUGUGGGACGACCUACAAUGCCAAGAUCCAAGCGCAGAAUAAAAUAUCUUUGGGACCGCCCAGUGAAGUUCUUACUGCAACUACUAGAGGGGGACGUCCUAAAGCACCAAAACCCGAAGAUCACGUCCACAUGAACUCAACAGCCAUAAAGAUCAACUUCUAUGCUUGGCGAGAUGGUGGCUGUCCAAUACUGGGCUUUCGGGUCGCAUACCGUCCGGCGGGUGACGAACAUUGGAUUAAAGUUGGGGAAACUUUAAGUGCCGCCAGCCAUGUUCUGGGUGACCUAACUCCAGGUACUUGGUACGAGGUGACGGUGGAAGCCUGGAGCGAAGCUGGUAUAGAGCGGGUCACCUUACUCGCUGAUACACAUACACUGGCCGGUGGCCGUAUUCCGCCUUUACAACCAUCAGCGCCACCUUUAGGCAGUCCCAGGUCUGCAGCAUUACGAACAGUGCUUGUAUCUUGUGCUGCCAGCGCAGUGGUUAUUGUUGCCGCUCUUGGGACACUACUCUGUCUUUUACAUGGCAAGAGAAAAUUUCUCUGCUUAUCCAGUGAUAAUUAUUUGAGAGACAACAGGAAGUUAAGUGAGAGUAACGAAGCAGAGAGGGAGAAACUUAGAGAGGGACAGAAGUUAUAUUCGUCUUCUUCUAUCAAUGGCAACGAAAAGUCUACUAAUGAUGACUCCUCAGCUGAGUUAUACGAGAUAAGUCCGUACGCAACAUUUGGAGGUGCGGCAGCGCACUCACUACAGUUUCGCACACUAGCGAGACGCGACGAUGACGCAGCCGCACCGCAUCGACGACGCAGAGCUUGUGAUCACUAUCGAUAUGAUGAAUCAAGCCUAUCAAAAUGCUCUACGGUAGAGGCAAGACAUCGUCUCAGAGCACCGCCCGCACCGCCUGGAUGGCGUGAACGGUCUGAUUCCGAUGAUUACAGUGACAGCGCUGCUAAUACUACCACUAAAGGUUCGGGUGGGUCAGGCGGUGGUAGCGCAUAUGGCAGCGGGCGGCGCACUGCCAGCAGGUAGACCAGCGGAGGCCCGGCCGGGGGCGAUGGCCUCUCCAGCUGCUUCGCCCCAAUACCCCCUGAUAUAUCUUCAUUAAUAGAUAAAUACCAACAACGUAAGGAACAAGAAAGGCGCGAAUGUACAAUACACGUGUAACAUUCCACUGUCCAGUAUAUUAUAGUUUUUAUACAAAGUUAUAAGUAGUUCUAUAGACCUAAACCCUUGCUAUUGAACCUGCCAACUAGAUUUUCGGUAAACGCAUUUUGCUCAAAACUGCUUAUUUCAAAUCUGUAAGUAUCUUCUAAGGAAUUAUAAGACUGGUGGAUUGAAACCUAAUUGAUUGACUAGACCCAUGUAUUUGUAAAGUGUACCUCGAGAAGAUUCUAAACUUUUUAGCUUGAGAGAUUUAGUACUUUUAGCGCGUUUAUAAAAUAAAAUUGUACUAAUUCUGAUUACUCCUACUGCCUAAAAUUUAAACAGUUUCUUAUCAUCAUUGAAGUUCGAAUUAAAAACUGAUAGCAUUAUAAAAUUGAUAAAGGUUUUAUUCCGUUAAUUUAAUUCGUUAUGUCACUGGUGAUUAUAGUAUAAUUUUAUCUAGUACAUUAGAAUUAGUAUUAUUACAGUGUUGCAAGUAAAGGAUUUAGAAAUUUCAAUAGUGAUUGCGAAAAGUCUACUAUUUUCACGUAUUCGAUACAUGAGUAAAUAUGUAUACUCAUAAUGUUGAUAAAAUAGUUUAUACUAGAGUGGGCCUAUGAACACAUUGCAGCCCGACCAAAUAUUCCGAAAUUAAGGAAGAAUCAUUAGGAAUUCUGUGGAGGCAAAAUUUCCUCAAAACGCUUAUAGGCUUUGUGUAAUUCUACUUUCAGCAAACGUUUGAAUUUAAGCCGUUUUUAUUUUUACUAACUGGUUGAAAUAUUUUUGCGAUAUGUUUAGAGUUACAACUAUGUGAUCAAGACACCCCAAGUUGUUAUAAAUAUUAUAUGUUGCAAAUAAGAUCAUUAGAUUAAUGUUUUGUAAAUAGUAAGUUAAUUAUUUGCUUAGACAUUUAAAAUAUAUAUUUUGCAAUUCGGCGGUAGAUGUGAUAGUUUAUGCGAGCUACGAGCUUUCUACGUUUUUUUCUUAAUAUAUUAUCUUGUGCUUAGGCGUUAUGCACUAAGUCAUAAUUAGGUUGCUAUCAUUUGUUUUGCGCAUUUAUUAUUAGUGACCACUAUUAGCAAUUUUCUUUUAUUAGAAAUGAUUCCCGUGCAUCGUUAAGAUGUCUUAUUGUACACAGAAAAAUUAAUGAAUGUCUUGGUCAAACCCAGAAUUUAAUUUAACUUAUUUCACAUAAACGUGGUAUUCUAUUUUUAAUAAACAUACUUUAAUUUUUAGUAAGAAAAUUGUCUUUAAAUAUUGUACGUUUAAUGAUUAAUCAUUGUUUUGUGCUUAAUAUACAAUGACGCAGAAUGACAAUGACUCAGCAGUGGCGCAGGUUAGUUAAUGAAUUAGCGCAAUUAGGCCGCGUUUUAUACCCUAUUUUGUUUACAGAGUAUACUUUAUUACUAAAUUUAGUUUGGAGUAAGUCAUGUAUAAAAUUUACCCAUAAUAAAGGCGAGUUCUCGACGUAAACUUGACCCGUUUUCAACCGUGACCUUACCGCUGUGAAAGAGCUUUUGAAUUUAUUUUGCUUCAGCGUAACCUUUCUCCAAAUUUAAUUCCUAACAUAAACUUUUAGGUUGAGAAACAUUAAGAAAUUUAUUUAAAAUGAACAAUAUAUUGCAACGAAACUUCAUUUGGGACGGUACACUAAGAUCCAAUGGCGAUGGUGGUCCCGAUGUUUUUACAUGCGAUUUCCAUACACCUAGAUCAUUCAUCAAUAUCUGCGCUGAUGUUCCAACUAUAUUGCUAUUGUUCAAAAUAAAAUAAGCAAAAUUCAAAAUAUUUCUGGGGUAAGAAUGAUAGCGGAAUACUUAAUAUAGUGUAUCUGCGAUUCAUCUACAAAUGCUGUCGACCAAUCAAAAGCGGUUUCGUCUUUUUUUUUUUACAUUCUCAACCCAGUAUAUGCACUCUGACAUUAAAAAACUUUUUUAUGGGAUGCGUAAUUAUUUGCUUGCUUAUUUUAUAUGGACAUGUUCGUAGGCUGAUAAUAUAAGUACUAAAUACGCCAAUUAUAACGUGAAAUUGUAAGAUAAUUCCUAGUUCUUAAGUACGGCUGUUCCAAACUGCAAAAGAUACAUAUCAUUAACAUAGACUGCUAAAAUAAGAGAUUCGUAAUUCUUUUACUGUAUUGUUGGUUAAUUAGUUGUUAGCAUAUUAUACACUAUUGUAUAAAAUUCUUUCUAUAUACAUGUUGUGUAAUUAAAUUAUUAAUAGAAGAAGAAAGGAAUAAAGUGCGUGUU